Messenger RNA from Rosa chinensis, 1155 nucleotides. RefSeq lists its product as uncharacterized. NCBI's taxonomy places the organism in Eukaryota, Viridiplantae, Streptophyta, Magnoliopsida, Rosales, Rosaceae. The record is from RefSeq and is a predicted model, not a curated record. The transcript has 2 exons. The coding region runs from base 1 to 1155 and encodes 384 amino acids. Gene Ontology annotation, molecular function: RNA-DNA hybrid ribonuclease activity; nucleic acid binding.
AUGUAUAAAGUGAGGUACUUUCCAGAUUCUUCUUUUUGGGAGGCGGAACACCAUCCAUCCCCUUCUUUCUCUUGGUGUAGUAUUUUUGAUGCUAGAGAUGUUCUGGUCAAAAGGGCUCGUUGGCAGGUGGGAGAUGGGACUAAUAUUUUGUUAUCUGAUCCAUGGGUACCUAGAGCGGCGCCAUUUCGUUUAGUACCGGUUCAUGGGGGUUGGAAUGAGGAAUGGAGAGUAAGCAAUUUAUUUAAUACUGAAGGUAGGUGGAACGAAGCAUUGGUGUAUCAGGUUUGCCAUAUUGAUGAUAUUCCGUUUAUCUUAUCUAUUCCCUUGAGUAACCGUAGGGUGAAAGAUCGUUGGGUGUGGCAUUUUGAUCCCAAAGGUACGGCUAGAAUCUUUCUAUGGAAGGUGGUGAAUAAUUGCAUACCAACUAUAGCUAGAUUGAUUGAGAAACAGGUCCCUUUGGAGGCAUGUUCUUGCACUCUAUGUGGAAUAGGGGAUGAAACAAUUGAACAUAUUUGUAGACUUUCUCCAUAUGUGAAGGGAGUGUUGAAUGUUGUAUCUGGUGUAGUACGGGUUGCUUACUCUUUUGAUGCUAUGCAGCUAAAUUUUACCGAUUGGUUAGUGCAUUGUGCUUCUAAUUUAUCUCCUAAACUAUGGGCACCUUUUUUGUUUAGUUUGUGGGGCAUCUGGAGGGAGAGAAAUAAUAGGGUAUGGGAUAAUAAGAGUCUGGAGGUGAAUCAUGUAGUGGUGCAGUUGGCGGUGCGGUUUCAGGAGUACCAGAAGUAUCAUGGCAAGGGCUCUGGGGGAGGCAAUAGACUUGUUGUCCCUUGGCAACCUCCGAGUGCAGGUUGGGUUAAGAUUGACAUUGAUGGUGCAUUUCAUAAAGAUAACAGUUCAGGGGGAAUUGGUGUUAUUAUCCGUGAUAAUAUGGGGAACUAUUUGGGUGGUCAUUAUGCUCCAGUUACUAAUGUCUCUUCUCCGGAACAGGUUGAGGCUUUAGCUGGGAGGGAGGCUGUCUCACUUGCUAUGCAGCAAGGCCUUUCUCCUGUUAUUUUUGAGAUAGAUUCUCUUACUCUUUUUCAUGCUACAAAGCUGACAGUCAUUCCCCAUACUUCCUUCAUUGGGCGUGUGUAUGAUGACAUUACCUUCCAUCUUUAG